UAGAGCCUUUUUGUUACAAAAUUCUGAACAUUGCGUAAGCCGUAAAAAAAUCAUUUGACAUAAUAUGAGUUUGUCAACAAACAUGGUGAUAUCAAAAUAAAAAUUGAAGUAUCUUCACAAAAACAUAAUUUUGUAAAAGAAAAAAAAAUACACAGCCCUGGCAAGUAACUUGAAUUGACUACCAUGGGUCUCUACCACAAGCCGGUACUCUUGAGUCUUAGAACAUUCAUGUCAUUCUGUCCCCAAGUAAUUCUAUCCAAUGCUUGCCGAGAAAAUUGUAUAUGGAACAUUGAACAACUACCUUCUAUAGACAUACGAGGCGGGCCAUCUUACCACACCGAUACUGUCCUGGUACCGUUGUGUGUGGUCAACGAUGAAGUGUCUCUGUUGUAUACCAAGAGAUCUCGUGUCGUGCCUUCCUGUGGCACCAAGGUCACUUUCCCAGGCAGUGGCAAAAUAUGCAGAAACCAAUCAGUUUACGAAGCAGCCGCAUACUACACGUACGUAGAUCUCGGCAUUCGAGACAUCAUGUUUUGGACCACGAUGGGACAAGUUUUGAGUCGAGGACCAAAUGUAGCAGUGACUCCAGUUAUUGGGGAACUAAGGAACUUUGACAUAUGUAAAGUGAAAACAGACACUGACAAAAUAUUAGAUGUGUUCCCAGUUCCUUUGAGAUGUCUCUGCGACACCAACUACCAUGGUUGCUACAAGCACGAUGGAGUGGUAGAGCCUGUGUACUCCGGCGGUCGGUACAUCAUCUCCGGCAUGACUGCUAUGAUCACUCACAAAUUUUUGUAUGCUCUUCUGCCUAAAAAUUUGUAUGACCCUCAAUUUUAUAAUAGAGAAUUGAACUUUCCUGUAAUUUAAUCAGAUGUA
Messenger RNA from Spodoptera frugiperda (fall armyworm), 876 nucleotides. RefSeq lists its product as uncharacterized. The coding region runs from base 184 to 867 and encodes 227 amino acids. The record is from RefSeq and is a predicted model, not a curated record. Gene Ontology annotation, molecular function: coenzyme A diphosphatase activity. The transcript has a single exon. NCBI's taxonomy places the organism in Eukaryota, Metazoa, Arthropoda, Insecta, Lepidoptera, Noctuidae.